GCCAAUCCCAGCCAUAUGAGCGCAGCACAUGCGAUUAAAGACCAAAAUGGCGGGUGUAGCCCGGCUUUUGGGUACAGCAGCUACGUUAAGUUGCAGACUAGCAGCAUCUGCCACAACAAGCGUAACCAAAGCGGUCCAAGGUCCAGUGUCCCCUACGGGUUAUCUUCUAUGUAUACGCAGCACAAGUUUCUUUGCAAAAGUGACUGCUGAACAGCUUUGGAAAAGUGUAACAAGCGUCAGUAAUGCCGGACGAAAGCGCGGACGUGCCUCUGGCCAUUCUAGGAAACGGUCCAAAGACCUCAACAGAGGGCAAGUCAUCGGUUAUGGUAAAAUCAACAUGGUGUGGCCAGGACUCAACGCUCCCGUGAUCCGAGGGAAAGAAGUUGUUGAAAGAGUGCAACUUCCGCCAGAUAAAGAGAGAGAAGAAAAGAUACUAAAGCUUAGAGACGAAAUGCAAGGUUUUCGACCCAUGAAACUGAGUCCCCUGGAACGGGGCUGGAGUGGAUCGAGGGCACCAGGCCGCAGUAUUGGUCCACCUGACCCCAUAGGAGAUAGAAUGUUUGAAAAUUUUGACACAAUCGUUGUUGAGCUCUUGAUGGUAACCCGAAUGACGAGCACGUUUGGGAGAGUGCGAAGACACAAAGCAACUGUCGUGGUUGGGAAUGGCAAUGGGCUCGUUGGAUUUGCCAUUGGAAGGUCACCUGAUGCCAAAGCAGCUCUCAGAAAGGCAAAAAAUCGAGCUGCACAGAAACUCCGAUAUGUCGACAGAUUCGAGGGGCACACAGUCUACCACGACUUCUACGCUGAAUUUGGUCCUAUGAAGAUGUUUGUCAAGAAAAAGCCCAAAGGUUACGGAGUAGUGGCGCAGCGAGUGAUAAAAGAGGUUUGCAAGAUGGCCGGAAUCGCUGAUAUUCAUGUGAAGUUGGACUGCAGGGCGGGCUGUGCCAGUAAUCUGAUAAAGGCAUUUCUCCUAGGAUUGCACAAUCAGAGAACACACCAGCAGCUAGCGGACGAGAAACGACUCCACCUCGUCGAGUUUCGCAACGAGACGGACCUUUUCCCGCGAGUUGUCGCAUCUCCGACUACCGGCUGCCGCAAGUCGGCAGAAGUAGACCCUAAUGAGGAGUGCGACCUCAACAUGGUGGUCAGUGGAGGAAAAGUGGCACGUGAGAAAGAAAAGUUUGUCCCAUGGUACAUCAAGCAAAACACAAAGGGGUGGCAGAUACACCUCAAGAAAGUGGCGCCGUACCGCAAUGCGUACUGGACACGACUCAACCUGAUUGCAAAGUACGGAAAGCUGUGCAGCUUCCUCAACCCCGAAGAUCAGCACGCCAUUCAUCUGAAACUGAAGAAAGAACAGGCAGAGGGGUGACGUGACCAAGAACUGGUAGAACUACAGAAAUAAUUAAUAGUGUUACAUGAAUAAUGAAUAGUUGAAGAUAAAUACUCUGCUGUCUUA
This is a messenger RNA of Ornithodoros turicata, 1459 nucleotides long. Its product is annotated as small ribosomal subunit protein uS5m-like. Gene Ontology annotation, biological process: translation. The record is from RefSeq and is a predicted model, not a curated record. Gene Ontology annotation, molecular function: RNA binding; structural constituent of ribosome. NCBI's taxonomy places the organism in Eukaryota, Metazoa, Arthropoda, Arachnida, Ixodida, Argasidae. Bases 29 to 1372 code for a protein of 447 amino acids. The transcript has 11 exons. Gene Ontology annotation, cellular component: ribosome.